CAGUUAGGCAGACCUAAUCAUUGUGUUAGACGCGGCGGCCUCUCAUGGCCCUUAAGCUCGUGUUACUUCUCUGCCUCUUCAAGCUUGCGUUUGCCGCAGAGCGGAAUCUCGUGGACAGCCUCCCGGGAUAUGAGGGUGCUCUUCCUUUCCGCCUGGAAACAGGGUAUGUGAAUGUGGAUGAGGAGAACGGGGCUGAGCUGUUCUACUACUUCAUCCAGUCGGAGGAUGACCCCCGCCGCGACCCGGUCCUCCUCUGGCUCACCGGCGGUGACCGUUGCACCGUCUUCAGCGGCCUUGCGUUUGAGAUUGGCCCAGUGAAAUUCAUCAGGGAGCCCUACAAUGGCAGCGUACCUCGGCUGAAAUACAAUCCCUACACUUGGACCAAGUCCGCAAACAUCAUAUUUGUCGAUUCACCCGUCGGCGCCGGAUUCUCCUUCUCACGUCAUCCCAAGGGAUAUGAUGUUGGGGAUGUAUCUUCUUCUCUGCAGCUUAAGAAAUUUCUCUACAAGUGGGUUGAAGGACACACGGAUUUCCUUGCGAACCCUUUCUAUGUUGGAGGGGAUUCCUACGGGGGAAAGAUUGUACCAUAUCUUGUGCAGAAGAUUUCAGAAGAUACGGAAGCACAAGUCAAGCCUGCUCUUAAUCUUAAGGGCUACCUAGUAGGAAACCCUGCUACAGGUGAGAGCAUUGACACUGAUUCCCGAGUACCUUAUGCUCACGGAGUCGGGAUCAUUUCAGACCAAUUGUACGAGGCUAUAAAGAAACAUUGCAAAGGAGAGAGCUAUAGCAACCCGACAAAUAUGAUUUGUGAUCAAUCUCUGAAGAGACUAAACGAACUUCUUAAUGAAUGUUCGAAGCCACAUAUUUUGUACAAAAAAUGCUUUUACGUUUCUCCCGGACCAAACGAUGAAUCUCCAAGGAGGAUGAUACUGAAGAAGGAAACUAAAGGAUUAAAACGUCCACCACCACGUCCUCCAAUGGAUUGUCAGAACUACGUAAAUUAUCUAUCUUACUUCUGGGCGAAUAGCAUGGCCACCCGAGAUGCACUUGGUAUCAAGAAGGGUAGCAAGGAUGAGUGGGUGAGAUGCCAUGAUCAUGACCUACCAUAUUCCAAGGAUAUUGAAAGCAGCAUAAAGUACCAUCAAAAUCUUACACUAAAAGGUUAUCGCGCAUUAGUUUACAGCGGGGAUCAUGAUGUUGUCAUACCAUUUCUUGGUACCCAGGCCUGGGUGAGAUCACUCAACUUCUCUAUUGUUGAUGACUGGAGGGCUUGGCAUGUUGAUGGCCAAUCCGCAGGGUUCGCUAUAGCCUAUUCGAACAACUUGACCUUUGCUACUGUGAAGGGUGGAGGACACACUGCUCCAGAGUUCCAGCCGGAGAGAUGCCUCGCCAUGUUCAAGCGGUGGAUUUCCAACAAGCCACUUUGACUAACAGUGAUUGUAGACAAAUGUAUAUGCUGGGUAAAAACGUUUGUGCUUGUUUCUGAAUUUUCAUUCCCCAAAAUACGGACCGAUCAGAUUGGGUGUACUCGGUCACCUUCCAUGAGAGGCUCUCUCAUGAACAUAUAGCAGUCUUUUGCACAGAUUGAUCCAAUCAUUCUUUUCCGUUCUUGUACGUGAUCUUAUUUAGGAUGCACAAAUGUAAUAUCAGGAAACAAACAAUUGUUCAA
Molecule: messenger RNA, 1669 nt
Organism: Panicum hallii
Lineage: Eukaryota; Viridiplantae; Streptophyta; Magnoliopsida; Poales; Poaceae
Product: serine carboxypeptidase-like 11
Exons: 13
Coding region: 45-1427 (460 amino acids)
Biological process (GO): proteolysis; secondary metabolic process
Molecular function (GO): serine-type carboxypeptidase activity; acyltransferase activity, transferring groups other than amino-acyl groups
Source: RefSeq, a predicted model, not a curated record